This is a messenger RNA of Colletotrichum spaethianum, 249 nucleotides long. RefSeq lists its product as uncharacterized. Bases 1 to 249 code for a protein of 82 amino acids. The transcript has a single exon. The record is from RefSeq and is a predicted model, not a curated record. NCBI's taxonomy places the organism in Eukaryota, Fungi, Ascomycota, Sordariomycetes, Glomerellales, Glomerellaceae.
AUGGCUAACAUCACUGCAAACUCACAGUCCUCCGAGCGGACGCCCCUCAUAUCCGACCACCGCGAGGGCGAAGCCCGCGACGAUGCUGCCGACACCUCCAACCCGCCGCCGGGCGCCUCGCGCCUGCGCGAAAUCGUCCUCUUCAUCUGGGCCCUCCUGGCUACUGCCGCCGUCAUAGUCCUCGCUGUCUGGACCCAGCACCGCAGCCAGACGCACUUCACGCCCCCUCCGACACGAAGCGCAACCUGA